This is a messenger RNA of Closterium sp. NIES-65, 1910 nucleotides long. The record is from the annotation of a GenBank genome assembly. Lineage: Eukaryota; Viridiplantae; Streptophyta; Zygnematophyceae; Desmidiales; Closteriaceae.
GAGGAGUGGGUGUGGGGCAAAGAGUGCGCAUUGGGGAAAGAAGGGGAAGGGCGCCUGGGGGAGCGGUGAGGAGGCAUGGAGGCGAGAAUAAGGCUGAUUCUGUGAGUGGGGAAGAUGGUACGAGAGGGCAGGAAGAGCAAAGGAAGGGGGAGGAGGAAAAGAGGGGGGAGAAGGACGAGGAGGAAAGGAGGGGGUGGGAGAAGGGCGAGGAGGAAAAAAGGAGGGGGGAGGAGGAAAGGAGGGAAGACUGGGAAGGAGAAAGGAAAAGGGAGGAGAGGGACGAGGAGGGAGGCUAUGCUGUGAGGGAGGACGAGGAGCGAGCACCCCUUCUCGUCUGUCCUGAUGGGGAGGGCAGUGUGGGGAGUGGGGUGUUGAAUGAGUGUGAGAAAGAGGAGCGGGGUGCAUGUGACAUAGAUUGUCGAGGUGUAAUGGGGAAAGGGGAGGAAGUGGGGGAAAAUGUGUGGGAAGAUGUGGAGUUGGGAGAAAGUGGGGGAGUAGGAGAAGCUGAGGGGUUGGUGGAAGAUAGGGCAGCACUUCAAAACACGGUGGUGCGGCAAAGGGAGGUGCAGCAAGGGGAGGUGCGGCAAGGGGAGGUGCGGCAAGGGGAGGUGCGGCAAGGGGAGGUGCGGCAAGGGGAGGUGCGGCAAGGGGAGGUGCGGCAAGGGGAGGUGCGUCAAGGGGAGGUGUGGCAAGGGGAGGUGCGGCAAGGGGAGGUGCGGCAAGGGGAGGUGCGGCAAGGGGAGGUGCGGCAAGGGGAGGUGCGUCAAGGGGAGGUGCGGCAAGGGGAGGUGCGGCAAGGGGAGGUGCGGCAAGGGGAGGUGCGGCAAGGGGAGGUGCGGCAAGGGGAGGUGCGGCAAGGGGAGGUGCGGCAAGGGGAGGUGCGGCAAGGGGAGGUGCGGCAAGGGGAGGUGCGGCAAGAGGCGCACACAAGCGUGCAGAAAGGGCGGAAGAGGAGCAGGCGUGAUGCAGGAAACGAGACUCGUUUGGAGUCAGCACAAAGCAUUCAAGAUCGGUGGAUGAGCAAGGAGCGGGCAGCAGCUAGAGUUGGAGCACCUCGGAGAGAGGGGUUUACAAGGAGAGGGGCGAUGAGAAGUAGAAGGUGUGUAGGAGAAGAAGAAAGAGGAGGAGGAGGAGGAGGAGGAGGAGGAGGAGGAGGAGGAGGAGGAGGAGGAGGAGGAGGAGGAGGAGGAGGAGGAGGAGGAGGAGGAGGAGGAGUAAAAGAGGAGGGGGCAGGUUCAAAGACAAGGCAACUGAAACGCGACCUGAGGCAGCAGAGGAGAUACUUGGGCACGAAGGUGCAUCAUUUUUUGGGGAGGGGACGUCGAUGCAAGCUGAGGAAACACCUGAAGGCAACAGAGAAGAAGCACCUGAGGCGGAAAGAGAAGCUCCUGAAGGAGGAAGAGACUCACCUGAGGCAGAAGGAAGGACACCUGAAGCAACAGAAAGAUCAUCUGAGGCAGCAGGGGGAGCACCUGAACGAGGAAAAUUUUCACCUGAGGCAAAAGGAAGAACACCUGAACCAUCAGAAAGAGCACCUGAGGCAGCAGGAGGAGCACCUGAAGCAGCAGAACGAUCACCUGAACGAUCAAGAAAACCACCUGAAGCGUAGGAGACAGCAGGUGGAGCUUCAGUGGUGCGGAGGGGCGCACUCAGAUCGGAAGGGUUGCCUCAACUGCCGCUCUGUACGUCCUCGGGGUUUGGGAAGAGGGGUUGGCGUGAGUGAUGGGGAGGGAGUGGGGAUGGUGCGGGAUGGAAGGAGGAGAGGAAGGGAAGUUGCGGUGAGUGAUGGCAUAAGGGUGGGGUUGGUGGAAGAUGGAUUGAGAGGAGGCGUGGUGAACGGAGGGAGAGGAGGGAGGGUGGUGAAGGAUGAGAAAGAAGAGUGGUUUGGGUGGAAAAUGGAGGGAGAGUAG